GGGGGCAUAUAUAAACAUGUCACAAGCACAAACUCAAGGUACCAUAGAAUUUUGCAGACCAAAAUCACCUGAGAAGUCAUUCAGAGCUUUUGCUUUUUGCACGAGUUGGGUUGGUCAUGGCAGACCAUUUGGGUUGGGGUAUAAUAGAAGAAGAGGGCUGGAGGAAGGGACCUUGGACUGCUGAGGAAGAUAGAUUGCUUGUUGAGUAUGUCAGGCUGCAUGGUGAAGGACGAUGGAACUCUGUUGCUAAUAUUGUAGGGUUGAAAAGGAAUGGGAAGAGCUGCAGAUUGAGGUGGGUGAAUUAUUUGAGGCCAGACCUCAAGAGGGGGCAGAUAACCCCUCAUGAAGAGAGCAUAAUUCUAGAGCUGCAUGCUAGGUGGGGGAACAGAUGGUCAGCAAUUGCUCGAAGCUUGCCAGGAAGAACAGACAAUGAGAUCAAGAACUACUGGAGGACCCAUUUCAAGAAAAAAGCUAAAGUCCCUUCUGAUGCUUCUAAAAAGGCAAAAACUCGACUCCUAAGGAGGCAGCAAUUUCAUCAGCAGCAGCAGCAGCAGCAGCAACAACAACAAUGUCAACAAAUACAGCAACAACAGUUGCAGCUGAAUCAAGUGGACAUGGAAAGGAUCAUGGCCCUGCUCGAUGAAAACGAGCAUAGAGCAACAUCUCAACCUCAGGUGAAGAAUGAAAUGACCACCAUUCACCCAAACACCACCGAGGAGCAGAACUAUUUUUCUUCCUUGUUCCAUAGCAACUUGCCUGUGCCUGAGGCCUCAAACGAGGAUAUAAUAUGGGAUGGAUUGUGGAUGGAUGAUGUCCAUGGCAACUUCAAUAUUGCAGCAAGUGUGACAAGCAGAGCUUCUCUGCAUAAUCUAGUCACUCCCUUUUGUUAAAGUUUGACAAGUCUCUGUUUUCUUAGCUUACUAGUGGCUUCAAACUGCUGCACAUAUUCAGAACAUUUGGGCUUUUCAUGAUGCAAUCUGGGCAAACUACCAUGUAUUUUGACAAUAAAGUGGUCCAAAAAAUGACGUGUGUGGCACGUAACAUGAAAAA
This is a messenger RNA of Juglans microcarpa x Juglans regia, 1050 nucleotides long. Its product is annotated as MYB-like transcription factor EOBI. Gene Ontology annotation, cellular component: nucleus. Lineage: Eukaryota; Viridiplantae; Streptophyta; Magnoliopsida; Fagales; Juglandaceae. The transcript is spliced from 3 exons. Gene Ontology annotation, biological process: regulation of DNA-templated transcription. Gene Ontology annotation, molecular function: sequence-specific DNA binding; DNA-binding transcription factor activity. Bases 117 to 890 code for a protein of 257 amino acids. The record is from RefSeq and is a predicted model, not a curated record.